ACCGCAGUCGCUCGUCCCUUCGGAGCCAGAACGACGUAAUACAUGCAUCGGGGAUAGACACCGUCCCAGGCAGAUAAGGCACCGCAGACAGAUCCAGACACGGCCUCCCGCAGCCGGGCUUGUGUCGCAUGUCACACAGUGUCGUCACACACUGCCGUCAUACCCUCCCGGUAUGCAAGACACAUGGUUUCCUCGGAGGUAGUGCAGCUGCGGACCUCCUGAAAGUGCCUGUCUUCUCGACUGACCGCCCCCGGUGUGGCAACUCCCCGCCUGCUUUUCUGUUGCAGAAUGGUCGGGGUGUCUGUAUAAAUAGUUAUGCUUCUCUUCUUUCCAUGUGUGGUUGCAUCCUCGGAGAAUGUUGAGGAUCCGAUCUGUAUUGUGCUGUUGAAUUCUUUUGAACAAUUUCUUGGCAUCUUU
Messenger RNA from Pichia membranifaciens NRRL Y-2026, 417 nucleotides. RefSeq lists its product as hypothetical. The record is from RefSeq and is a predicted model, not a curated record. The transcript has a single exon. NCBI's taxonomy places the organism in Eukaryota, Fungi, Ascomycota, Pichiomycetes, Pichiales, Pichiaceae. Bases 129 to 362 code for a protein of 77 amino acids.